AUGGCGAAUCCCGGAGGAGGCGCCGAGGCCUUCGCGCGAUUCAAGCAGUAUGAGUACCGCGCCAACUCCUCCCUCGUGCUCAACCUCGAGUCGCGUCCGCGCGACUCGCACGAACCCACGGGCGAGCCGGAGACCCUCUGGGGCCGCGUCGACAUGAAGAAAUUCGGCGACCGGGCCGGCCACGGCAGGCCGAAGGAGGUGGAGGAAGCUGCGAAGAAGAAGCGCGAGAAGCGCGAGAAGGACCGCCUGAAAUCGCUCGCGGCCGGCGGAACCUCUGCGGCUGGCGCCGGCGGCGACGUCGGCUUGGAUCUGCUCGGGAAGAAGUCGACCAAGCGGCAGAAGCGCGGCACCGGCGCCGGCGGCGGCGGCGGGGGUGGCGGGCAGGGCGGGGCGGGUUUUCAGGAGGACACGGUUCUGUCGCUGGUCGACGACGGGAUGUACCGCCCGCGCACGCGCGAGACGCGCGCCGCGUACGAGCUUCUGCUGAGCCUCAUCCAGCAGCAGUUUGGGGACCAACCGCAGGACGUCUUGCGCGGCGCGGCGGACGAGGUUCUAACGGUUCUUAAAGACGACAAGCUGACGGAUCCGGAGCGGAAGCGCGAAAUCGAGAAGCUGCUGAACGCGAUGCCGAACGAGCGGUUCGCGGAGUUCGUCGCGCUCGGGAAGCGCAUCACGGACUACGAGCAGGGCGGCGGAGGGGGCGGCGGAGGCGGAGGCGGAGCCGGCGGAGACGGGGAGGGCGGAGCGGGGCAGGCGCUAGACGACGAUAUCGGCGUGGCGGUUGAAUUCGAAGAGGAGGAGGAUGAGGACGAUGAGGAUUUAGACGAGAUUCAGGAGGAGGAUGAGGACGAGGAGGAGGAGGAGGGCGCGGAAGGCGGGGACGGCGGAGAGGGCGCGGCGGACGGCGGAAUGCAGAUGGCGGGCGCGCUAGACGACGACGAGGAGCGCGAGGAGGAGGGGCUGAGCGUUCAGGACAUCGACGCCUAUUGGCUGCAGCGCAAGAUCGCGCAGGCGUACGCCACGUCAGCAGGCGGCGGAAUCGACCCGCAGCAGAGCCAGAAGCUCGCGGCGGAGGCGCUGGGGAUAUUGGAGGCGGCGGGCGGCGGGGAAGGGGACGGGGGAGGGGGAGGCGGAGGCGGAGGCGGAGGCGGAGGGGGGGCGUCGGGGUGGGGCGCAGGCGCGGGUGCGGAUGAGCAGCAGCGGGAGGCGGAGAAUAAGCUCGUGAGGCUUCUGGAUUACGAUAAAUUCGAUUUGAUCAAGCUCUUACUGCGCAAUCGGCUCAAGAUUGUAUGGUGUACGCGGCUGGCGCGCGCGGAGGACGACGCGGAGCGGAAGCGCAUCGAGGGGGAGAUGACGGAGAAGGGGGACCGCGCGCUACGCGCGAUUCUGGAGCAGCUGCACGCGACGCGCGCGUCCGCCAAGGAGAGGCAGCGGAACCUCGAGCGCAGCAUCCGCGAGGAGGCGCGGAAGCUGCGCGAGGGGGGCGCGGGAGGCGCGGGGGGCGCGGGGGAGGGGAUGGAGGGCGACGAGAUGGAGAUUGGGCGGAAGGGGGAGAGAGGGGGGAAGGGCGGGGAGGAGGGGGAAGCGGGAGGAGGGGGAGGCGGAAGAGGCGGGGGAGGCGGAGGGGGAGGGUGGUUGAAGGGGCAGCGGCAGAUGCUAGAUCUCGAUUCGCUCGGUUUCUCCCAGGGCAGUUGGUUGAUGGCCAACAAACGUUGCGAGCUGCCCGAGGGCUCGUACCGGGCACCCAAAAAAGGUUACGAGGAGGUCCACGUGCCCGCCCUGAAGCCCAAGCCUUUGGGCAAGGGCGAGGAGCUGGUGAAAAUUUCCGACCUGCCCGAAUGGGCUCAGCCCGCGUUUGGCGAGACGAAAACCCUAAACCGCAUCCAGAGCAAGGUUUAUGAAACGGCGCUAUUCACCCCGGAAAAUAUGCUGCUCUGCGCGCCGACCGGGGCAGGAAAAACAAACGUCGCGAUGCUGACGAUUCUGCAUGAGAUCGGGUUGCAUAGGAGGGAGGACGGGAGUAUUGACUUGUCGGGGUUUAAGAUCGUGUAUGUGGCGCCUAUGAAAGCGCUGGUGGCGGAACUGGUGGGGAAUCUGGGAAACCGGCUGAAGGAUUAUGGCGUGAGCGUGAAGGAGCUGACUGGAGAUGCUUCGCUGACCCGACAGCAGAUUGAAGAAACCCAGAUCAUAGUCACCACGCCUGAGAAGUGGGACAUCAUAACGCGCAAGGCAGGGGACCGCACGUACACACAAUUAGUCCGUCUCGUGAUCAUUGACGAGAUCCACCUCCUGCACGACCACCGCGGACCCGUGCUCGAAAGCAUCGUCGCUCGAACCGUCCGCCAGGUCGAGAGCACCCAGGAGAUGAUCCGAUUGGUCGGGCUUUCCGCCACUCUCCCGAAUUACGAAGACGUGGCGAUUUUUCUGCGCGUGGAUUUAGACAAGGGGCUGUUUUACUUCGAUAAUUCGUUCCGCCCGUGCCCGCUCGCGCAGCAGUAUAUCGGAAUCACGGUUCGGAAGCCGCUGCAGAGGUUCCAGUUAAUGAAUGAAAUCUGCUAUGAGAAGGUGGUGGAGUGCGCCGGGCGGCACCAAGUGCUGGUUUUUGUCCAUUCCCGGAAAGAGACGGGGAAGACCGCCCGCGCGGUGCGGGACGCGGCUCUGGCUGCGGAUACGCUGGGGCGGUUUUUGAAGGAGGAUGGGGCGAGCAGGGAGAUUCUGGCGAGUGAGGCGGAGAGUGUGAAGAGUGGGGAGCUGAGGGACCUGCUGCCGUAUGGGUUUGCCAUUCACCAUGCUGGGCUGGCCCGGGCGGAUAGGACGCUCGUUGAGGAUUUAUUUGCUGAUGGGCACAUUCAGGUGCUUGUGUCAACUGCUACUCUCGCAUGGGGUGUCAACCUGCCGGCCCACACGGUCAUUAUCAAGGGCACGCAGGUGUACAACCCUGAAAAAGGAGCAUGGACGGAGCUCUCCCCUUUAGACGUCAUGCAGAUGCUGGGGCGAGCGGGGCGGCCGCAGUACGACACCUAUGGGGAGGGUGUGAUUAUAACGGGGCAUGGCGAGCUGCAGUUCUACCUGUCGCUGCUGAACCAGCAGCUCCCCAUAGAGUCACAGCUGCUGUCGCGCCUGGCGGAUAGCCUGAACGCGGAGGCAGUGCUGGGCACAGUGCACAACGCAAGGGAGGCGUGCAGGUGGCUGGGAUACACGUAUCUGUACAUCCGCAUGCUGCGCAACCCGCCUCUGUAUGGCAUCUCGGCUGACGAUGCUGAGAGGGACCCAGUGUUGGAGGAGAGGCGGGCGGACCUGAUCCACUCAGCAGCGGUGCAGCUGGAUCGCAACAACCUCAUGAAGUACGACCGCAAGUCGGGAGUCUUCCAGGUGACCGAUCUCGGGCGAAUUGCCUCGUUCUACUACAUCUCGCACGGCACCAUCGCGACGUACAACGAGCACUUAAAGCCCACGAUGGGCGACAUCGACCUGUGCCGCCUCUUCUCUCUUUCUGAAGAGUUCAAGUACGUGGGCGUGCGCGAGGAGGAGAAGCUGGAGCUCGCCAAACUGCUGGAGCGAGUGCCCAUCCCCGUGAAGGAGGGCAUUGAAGAGCCCAGCGCCAAGAUCAACGUGCUGCUGCAGGCGUACAUCAGUCAGCUGCAGCUGGAUGGGCUGUCACUCGUCUCUGACAUGGUCUACGUCACUCAGUCCGCUGGUCGCCUCAUGCGAGCAUUGUUUGAGAUCAUCCUAAGGAGGGGGUGGGCGCGCCUGGCAGAGCGGGCACUGAACCUCUGCAAGAUGGUGUCUCGCCGCAUGUGGGCAGCCCAGUUCCCCCUGCGGCAGUUCAAGGGAGUGCCUCUUGAGAUCAUCGCCAAGCUAGAGAGGAAGGACCUCGUGUGGGAGCGAUACUACGACCUCUCCUCCCAGGAGCUCGGGGAACUGGUUCGCAUGCCGAAGCUCGGCAAGACUCUGCAUAAGCUGGUGCACCAGUUCCCUCGCCUCGAGCUGGCAGCGCAAGUGCUCCCGAUAACCCGCUCAGUGCUGCGAGUCGAUCUCACCAUAACGCCCGACUUCCAGUGGGAGGAGAAGCUGCACGGCUUCGUGGAGCCCUUCUGGGUCAUCGUCGAGGAUCACGAUGGAGACACCAUCUUACACCACGAGCUUUUCCUCCUCAAGAUGCAGUACGCUCAAGAGGAUCACUACCUCUCGUUCACGGUUCCGAUCUUUGAGCCGCUGCCGCCGCAGUACUUUGUGAAGGUCGUUUCCGACCGUUGGAUCGGCGCGCAGACGACGCUGCCCGUGAGCUUCCGCCACCUCAUUCUGCCCGAGAAAUUCCCGCCGCCCACCGAGCUGCUGGACCUGCAGCCGCUGCCGGUUACCGCGUUACGGAACGCGGCGUUCGAGGCGCUGUACGCUGGAGAAGCAGCGGCAGGCCUGGUUUCCACCGACCCGUCCGGCGCUGGUUCGGGGGCGGUUCGGCGGGGCAUUUCGCACUUUAACCCCAUUCAGACGCAGGUGUUUACGGUUCUAUACAACACCGACGACAACGUCCUUCUCGCCGCGCCGACGGGCAGCGGAAAAACAAUCUGUGCUGAGUUCGCAAUCCUGCGCAUGCUACAGGCUAAGGCCUCCGGCGGGAGCUCGGGCAGCCCGGACGAAAUUUCGUACGGCGGGCGGUGUGUGUAUGUGGCUCCAGUGGAAGCGAUUGUGAAGGAGAGGGCGAAGGAGUGGGGGGAGAGGUUUGGGAAGAUGCUGGGCGGAGGGGGGAAGGUGAAGGUGGGGGAGCUGACAGGAGAGAGCGGGACGGAUCUGAAGCUGCUGGAGAGGAGCAAUAUCGUUGUGUGCACUCCGGAGAGAUGGGACCAGCUGAGCCGACGAUGGAAGCAGAGGCGGGCCGUGCAGCAGGUGAGAUUUCACUUCAUGAAGUGGUUUCUGGCAGAAAGUCGGCCGGGCCCACCCACAGGGGUAUGGCGCAUGCAGGUGGAGCAGGUGAUGAUGCAGCAGGUGUUGCAGCAGGUGAUGCAGCAGGUGAUGCAGCAGGUGUUGCAGCAGGUGUUGCAGCAGGUGUUGCAGCAGGUGAUGCAGCAGGUGGACCUGUUCAUAGUGGACGAAUUGCAUCUCAUCGGAGGUCACAAUGGCUCCAUUCUAGAAGUCAUCACCUCCUUCCUUACCCUUUCCCACCGAUCUCCACAGGUGGACCUGUUCAUACUCUCAGUCCCUCCUCUCCUCAUUCUCCCGUUUUGCGUGCUGCCUUCCUCUCCUCCUCUAUCCUCUGCUUCCACCCCACCACAGGUGGACCUCUUUAUAGUGGACCUCUUUAUAGUGGACGAACUUCACUUGAUUGGCGGUCACAACGGCUCCAUUCUCGAGGUCAUCACCUCCCGCAUGCGCUACAUAAGCUCCCAAUCCGCAGCAUCCGCAGCGGCAGGGGGCGGGCUGGGGGCGUCCGGAGGGGCAAACAGCCAGCAGGCGGCAGGGGGGCACAGGAUCCGCAUUGUGGCGCUGGCGGCGGCGCUGGCGAAUGCGAGGGAUCUGGGCGAGUGGGUGGGGGCGAGCUCCCACGGGCUCUUCAACUUCUCCCCCGCUGUGCGCCCCGUGCCUUUAGAGAUUCACAUCCAGGGGUUCGAUGUGUCCAACUUCGAUGCGCGCAUGCAGGCCAUGACCAAGCCGGCCUACACGGCCAUAAUGAACCACACCGCUCGCUCCAGCAAGCCCGCGCUCGUCUUCGUCCCCACCCGCAAGCACGCGCGCCUCACCGCCCUCGACCUCUGCGCUUUCGCUGCCGGGGACGCCGGCGCCACUCUCGCUGCCGCUGCCAACGCCGACGCGUCUUCCGGAGCUGCUGAUGGGACCUCGGCAGCGGCUCUGGCGGCUGCUUCUCCGUUUCUGCACUGUGGGGAGGGGGACUUGGCGCCGUUUCUGGCGCGGGUGAAGGACGAGGGGCUGCGGCACGGGCUGACGUUUGGAGUGGCGUAUCUGCACGAGGGGUUGAGUGCGGUGGAGCAGGAGGUGGUGCGCCAGCUGUUCACUGCAGGGGCUAUCCAGGUCUGUGUGGCAGUGAGCUCCCUCUGCUGGUCCAUAUUCCCCGCCAACCUGGUUGUCAUCAUGGGCACGCAGUACUAUGACGCCAGGGGAGGGGGAGGCGGGUCUGGGGGAGGCGCAUCUGCCGUCGCGGGUGGCAGCGGGGGCGGCAGGGUGGAUUACCCAGUCACUGACCUCCUGCAGAUGAUGGGUCGAGCCUCCAGGCCUGGCCUUGACGACGCUGGUCGCUGUGUCAUCUUCUGCCACUCGGCCCGCAAGGAGUAUUACAAGAAGUUCCUGCUCGAACCGCUCCCCGUCGAAUCCCACCUCGACCAACACCUUCAUGAUCCCCUGAAUGCCGAAGUGGUCGUGCGUACGGUGGAGAACAAGCAGGACGCAGUGGACUACCUCACCUGGUCCUUCCUCUACCGCCGCCUCACCCAAAACCCCAACUACUACAACCUCACCGGGGUUUCCCAUCGCCACCUCAGCGAUCACCUCUCGGAGCUCGUGGAAACCACCCUUUCUGACUUGGAAGCUUCCAAGUGUGUCGCGAUAGAGGAUGACAUGGACCUCUCUCCUCUCAACCUCGGCAUGAUCGCUGCGUAUUACUAUAUUUCCUACACCACCAUCGAGGCGUUUUCGGGGUCGCUGGCGCCCAAGACGCGCCUCAAGGGGCUGAUCGAGGUGGUGGCGAGUGCGAGCGAGUAUGGCGAGCUGCCCAUGCGGCCGGGGGAGGAGGAGCAGGUGCGCAAGAUGCUGCACCACCAGCGCUUCGGGGUGGAGAAGCCCAAUCUGUCGGACCCUCGCCUGAAGGCCAACGUGCUGCUGCAGGCACACUUUGCCCGCCACGUGGUCACGGGCCCUCUGGCGCAGGACCAGCGCGCGGUGCUGAUGGAAGCUUCCAGGCUGCUGCAGGCCAUGGUGGACGUGCUCUCCAGCUCCGGCUGGCUCUCCCCCGCCCUCGCUGCCAUGGAGCUCAGCCAGAUGGUCACGCAGGGUCUGUGGGAGAAGGAUUCCCCGCUGCUACAGCUGCCCCAUUUCACCAAGGAGCUAGCUGCCAAGUUCACGAGCAAGAGAAUCGAAUCUGUAUCCGAUCUCGUGGAUAUGGACGACGACGAGCGGGCGGCGGCGCUCGGCAUGACUGAGGAGCAGCUGUCUGACGUGGCGCGCGUGUGCAACCGAUUCCCAUCAAUCGAUCUCAACUACGAGCUGAUCAACGGCCAGGAUGUGGCGGCUGGGGAGAACGUGAUGAUGCAGGUGACCCUCGAGAGGGACAUCGAGUCCGGGCAGGAGCUAGGUCCGGUGGACGCCCCGCGCUUCCCCAAGCCUAAGGACGAGGGUUGGUGGCUUGUGGUUGGGGAUCCGAAGACCAAUCAGCUCCUGGCAAUCAAGCGAACUGCGCUGCAGAGGAAAGCGAAGGUCAAGCUUGAAUUUGCAGCUCCAGGAGGCGAAGGGGAGAAGGGUGGUGGUGAGGGGAAGAGGGAUCUGAUGCUGUAUUUCAUGUGUGACUCGUACUUAGGGUGCGAUCAGGAGUACGAGUUCAGUCUGAAUGUGGAAGGGAAGGUGAUGGAUGAGGAGGAUUAG
This is a messenger RNA of Closterium sp. Naga37s-1, 7590 nucleotides long. Lineage: Eukaryota; Viridiplantae; Streptophyta; Zygnematophyceae; Desmidiales; Closteriaceae. The record is from the annotation of a GenBank genome assembly.